AUGUCGAGCUGUGGUGUAUGCGUCAAGAAUAUUAAAAUUAAUCAAUCUAAACUCACCUGUUUUGACUGUAAACGAGAUUUCCAUGCGGCAUGUUUGAAAUAUAGCAAGGCUGACGUGGAUUGCCUAAAUGAAGAGGGUCUAGUUUGGAGGUGUAAGGACUGUCAAUCCACGAGGAGGAAAAGCAUGAGACUCGAGUCUGCAGCAGAUGAAGGUAAACUAUCUCUCGAAGAUAUCAUGAAAGUGGUUACCGAUAUAAGAGAUAGCCAAGCAAAAUAUGAGAAAAGUUUUAAUAAGGCCUGUGAAUCAAUGGACUCACAGCUCAUAGAGAACACCAAGGCACUUAAAGCACAACAGGAGCAGAAUGAGAAACUUUAUCAGCUGAUUGAGUCUAUCACAUCGGAGAACAAGGAAGCUGAAGAAGAAGGUGAGAGCUCUGGAAGAUCGUCUGGAGAACAUAGAGCAGUACUCUCGCAUUCGUUCGUCGACUGGACAAGGAGGAGUUUUCUACAGAGGCGACGUGUGAAGAGGACCCUCUUAACUCGUCACAUCGGUGCAACUGAUGACCGUCCCGUCUACGUCAACGAGUCUCUAUCACCGGCGAGACGGGCGCUGUACGCUCUGGCGAGGAAGUAUCAGCGCGAGAAAAACUUCAAGUUCCUCUGGGUGAGAAACGGCAAGAUCUUCCUCAGGAAAGAAGAAAAGGCGCUAGUCAGAGUUAUCACACGAGAGGAGGGACUUGGACUAAACUAA
Messenger RNA from Homalodisca vitripennis (glassy-winged sharpshooter), 750 nucleotides. RefSeq lists its product as uncharacterized. Bases 1 to 750 code for a protein of 249 amino acids. The transcript is spliced from 2 exons. The record is from RefSeq and is a predicted model, not a curated record. Lineage: Eukaryota; Metazoa; Arthropoda; Insecta; Hemiptera; Cicadellidae.